AUGGGACUAGAUAAUCAAAAUUCAAAUUAGAUCUACCCUAUUCAAUAGCAUGAAUAGAGUUAGGAUUUCAAUAUCAAUCAAUCUCUAAGAGAGACGACGAAAUCUAACAUAACACCGAAUGAUAGCUAAAAACCUAAUGGCAAAUUCGGUCAAAGUUGGGAAAACUCAAAUGACAACACAGGAAUUUUUAAAGAAGAACACAAACAAAACGAGAAAGAUAAUCUUAUAACUCCAUAUAAAAAGUAGGCUUAAAAUGAUUAACCACAUAAUGAUCAACCGCCAGUUUCCAAAAAAGAUGUAGAUCAGCCGGCUAAACCAGUUAAUCCAACCAAGAAGCUAAUGAAGUAUAUGAAGAAUGAAAGAUGGCUCUUUUUUUGGAGUACUAUUGCCCUAGUGCUAGGAAAUGCGGGUCAAUUCGCAGUACCGUACUAUAUUGGUCUUUUCGUUGACAACAUGAAAGACGAAAAAUUCGAUGAUAUUCCUAGUCUUUGCUAUCAAUUGGUUGGCAUUAUCUUUGUAAUCAUUUAAUAGUCUCAUAAUAAAUAUAUCUAGUUCUCCUCAAUAGCAGUGUUUUACAGAGGGAUGUACUACAGCGUGAUCAGUGAGAAAAUUGCCAGAAAUCUAAGGCAGGAUCUCUAUGAAAGUUUGGUUAACAAAGAUGUUGAGUUUUUUGACAGUCGCAAAACUGGAGACUUAUUAAGUAGAAUUGGAUCUGAUACUGCUGUUAUUCAAGAAGGAUUGUCGACUAAUGUAUCGAUGUUUUUGAGAUCAUUCAUUUUCAUCAUAGUUUCAUUCAUUUUCCUCUUUAUUCUUUCAUGGCAAUUAACUUUGGCCAUGAUAGCAUCUAUCAUGCCUGUUAUACUAUUCAGUGUUUUCUAUGGAAACAUGAUGAAGAAUGCUUAGAAGCAUAUUCAAGAUGGUAAAGCUUAUAUUUCAACUUUAGCUGAAGAGACUUUUUCAAAUAUCAGAACUGUCAAAGCGUUUGCCACUGAAAAAGAAGAAACUCUUAGAUACUCCAAAGGAAAUGAUACUGUAUACAAAUAUGGGUACUAUAAGUCUUUCUGGUAUGGCAUCUUUAACUUCUUCGCCAACUUCUUCGUUUUCGGGUCCAUGGCAGUUAUCGUUGGACUAGGCUCAAAAUUAUACUAAGACGGAGAAAUAACAAUUGGGGAAAUCACAGCUUUCUUAUUUUACAUGAUGCAGAUUCUUAUGAAUUUUAUGAUUCUUGCCUCAGUUUUAGGUUCAGUUAUGAGUAUUAUUGGAGCUUCAGUCAAAAUUGUUGAAAUUCUUGAAUAUAUACCUAAAAUCAAUACCUCAGGUGGAAAUAAAAUUGAAGGAUAAAUAAUUGGUGAGGUCACCAUUAGAGAUGUUAAAUUCCAUUAUCCAACAAAGAAGGACGUCUAAGUAUUGAAAGGCGUCACAAUUGACAUAAAGAAAAAUAGAGUUGUUGCAUUGGUAGGACCAAGUGGGUGUGGAAAAUCAAGUUUGAUAUCAAUGAUUGAGCGAUUCUAUGACCCAAUCGAAGGAGUUGUAGAGUUUGAUGGCGUAGAUGUUAAAACUUUAGACCCUAAAUGGUAUCACUCUCAAGUCGCAAUUGUUCAACAAGAACCUGUGCUCUUCUCUGGCUCCAUUAAGGAAAAUAUUGGCUAUGGACUUCCAGAAGAUUAGGUAACUGAGGAAACCUUAGAUUGGGCUUGCAAGCAGGCAAACGCUUAUGAAUUCAUUCACGACAAGGACUUGUUCCCUGAGGGAUACAGCACUAUUGUAGGAGAGAGAGGUGUUAAACUCUCUGGAGGUUAAAAGCAAAGAAUCGCUAUUGCUAGAGCUCUGAUAAGGAAACCAAAGAUUCUAUUACUGGAUGAAGCCACUAGUGCCUUGGAUGCUGAGAGUGAGCAUCAAGUAUAAAAGGCUCUAGAUGAGUUGAUUAAGAGUGGAGAACAAACCAUUAUUGUGAUUGCUCAUAGACUAAGCACCAUAAGAGAUGCUGAUGAGAUUAUUGUCAUUAGAAAAGGAGAAGUUGCGGAGAGAGGCAGUCAUGAAGAGCUAUUAAAGAAAGGCGGAGUCUACAAAAGCUUAGUUGAGAGACAGCUUAUGUCCAUGCAACUAGAAGAAAAAUGA
Molecule: messenger RNA, 2118 nt
Organism: Stylonychia lemnae
Lineage: Eukaryota; Ciliophora; Spirotrichea; Sporadotrichida; Oxytrichidae
Source: the annotation of a GenBank genome assembly